This is a messenger RNA of Nannizzia gypsea CBS 118893, 1908 nucleotides long. Its product is annotated as siderophore iron transporter mirC. Lineage: Eukaryota; Fungi; Ascomycota; Eurotiomycetes; Onygenales; Arthrodermataceae. The transcript has 5 exons. Gene Ontology annotation, biological process: siderophore transmembrane transport. The record is from RefSeq and is a predicted model, not a curated record. Bases 1 to 1908 code for a protein of 635 amino acids. Gene Ontology annotation, molecular function: siderophore-iron transmembrane transporter activity.
AUGGGCCAAAUACACACCGGAACUGUUCCGUCAUAUGGUAGCUGUGACCCAGACGACAGGAUGGAAGAUACAGCAGAGGUAGACCGGCUGCUGCAGGCCACGGAAGAUGCAGUUGAAACAGAUGAACGGCUUCACAUCAGUCCCUACCCGUCUUCAUCGGACAGUGAAGUCCAGGAAGGCGUCCGCAAGAUCGAAGCUAUCAGCAAGACAUGGACGCAGAGAUCUUUGGUAAUUGCAUACCUUGGUAUCAUGCUCAUGGCAUUUUGCACGUCCCUCGAAGUCCAGACAGUGGCCUCCCUAACUGCCUAUGCUACAAGUUCCUUUAGCAAACAUUCCCUUAUUUCAACCGUUUUGGUCAUACAAAACGUGGUUAACGCUGUAAUUAAACCGCCCAUGGCUAAGUUUGCAGAUGUCUUUGGUCGCUUUGAAGCAUUCUGUAUUGCAGUCUUCAUCUAUGUUCUUGGAUAUAUACAGAUGGCUGCUUCACAGAACGUUGAGACCUAUGCAUCCGCCCAGAUAUUUUACUCUGCGGGCUCUACUGGACUACAGAUACUCCAACAGGUUUUCAUUGCUGAUAGCAGUAACCUACUCAACCGAGCGCUAUUCGCUAAUCUUCCGGAUAUACCCUUCCUCUUUACUGUUUGGCUCGGACCGAUGAUCGCAUCUUGGGUACUCAAGCAACUCAACUGGAGGUGGGGAUAUGGCAUGUGGGCUUUACUCCUGCCAUUGGCAUUCCUCCCCUUGGCUCUAUCACUAUACAUCAAUCAAAGGAAAGCCCAGAAAUUGAACUUGUUAAAGUCCAAACCAUGGAAGGGCAAAGGCCUGAAGAAGGUGCUUCGCAGUGCAUGGUUUGAGUUGGAUGUAUUUGGCCUCAUCCUGCUCUCUGCCGCAGUGACCUUGAUUCUUGUGCCCCUGACUCUGGCUGCCCAUGCAAAGGACAGCUGGCGGAAUGGGGGUAUCAUAGCUAUGAUUGUUAUUGGAGGUGUAUGCCUGAUUGCAUAUCCGUUCUGGGAGACAUCCAAACGCCUUGCGCCGCAUCCUCUGCUAUCCUUGGGUCUUCUCCGCCAGAGGACUGCCCUUGCUGGCUGUGCCUUGGCUUUCUUCUACUUUAGUAUAGCUCCCAUCCCCCGUAUAGCGCCUUUAAAGGUGGUGCAGGGAAAACCUGUCGUUACCGCAGGAAGAAUCACCCAGACGUUCUCCUUCAUGUCCACAAUUGCCGCCCUCGUUGUCUCCUUCAUGAUCAAAUACUCAAAACGAUACCGCCCGUUUGUCACCUUUGGCUGCGUCGUCUACAUGCUCGGGCUAGCUUUGAUGCUCUUUACUCACAAGUCAGGGAAAUCCACAGUACAAAUCCUUUUCGUGCAGUCCAUAAUUGGUAUGGGAGGCGGACUCGUCAAUGUUCCUGUUCAACUCGGUGUCCAAGCCUCAGCGAAUCAUCAACAGGUAGCUGCGGCCACUGCUAUGUUUCUGACUGCUCUUGAGAUGGGCGGAGCUGUGGGGUCCGCUGUAUCGGGUGCCAUCUGGACCAGCUAUCUACCACAUAAACUAGCGAAAUAUCUCCCCGAUGAAACGAAGGGAGAAGCUACUGAAAUCUUUGGAAAGCUGACUAAAGCACUAUCAUACCCAAUGGGUUCGCCAACCAGGGACGCCAUUAUCCGUUCCUAUGAAGAAACUAUGCAGACUCUCCUAAUUAUUGCCCUUUGCGUUUGCAUACCCCUGAUACCUUUGAGCUUGCUCAUGAAGAACUAUGAGCUCGAUAAGGUUGAUCAAAGAGUCAAGGGUAAAUUGAUAGGUAACAUCGGCGAUGACAGCGAAGAUGUAUCUCCAGUAACCCCACAGUUCAGUACAUUCCCUACUUCCAACCUGAGCCCGACGAAACGGCGCUCUCAACACCAUCUCGUGGCUUAA